AUGAGUGUCCUUCAGAGAAGUCAGCAAGAGAAGUCAGCAUCGGUGAAUCUUGAAUGGCCUCGGGAUGAGUUGAUCCGUCCUGGACAGUCAAUCGCCCAGCAGAUUGACGGUCUGCGCACCAACCUCUCCUACCGUAUCCGCUUCUUUUGGGUCAAGUUCGAUACACCUUCGGCAACAGCAGGCUGCCAGCUGAGUGCUACCCUUGGCGGCCAGGACCUCGGAACUGUUUCUCUGCUGCCACCGAGAACGCCCAAUAACGUCUUUGAGGAAUAUGUCUCCGCGGUUCACCAACCUUCCAGCCCAGCGGAAGAGCUCAGGAUCAGAAUGGACUGCGGCAGUGCCGGUCAAACCAACAGAUUCUACGUUGACGAUGUGUCAAUUGAGUAUCUUUAG
Molecule: messenger RNA, 393 nt
Organism: Fusarium mangiferae
Lineage: Eukaryota; Fungi; Ascomycota; Sordariomycetes; Hypocreales; Nectriaceae
Exons: 2
Coding region: 1-393 (130 amino acids)
Source: RefSeq, a predicted model, not a curated record